Molecule: messenger RNA, 852 nt
Organism: Cetraspora pellucida
Lineage: Eukaryota; Fungi; Glomeromycota; Glomeromycetes; Diversisporales; Gigasporaceae
Source: the annotation of a GenBank genome assembly
GCUGGGAUGAAGAUAAUACCUUGACACACUUACUUUGGAUGAAACCGGAGCAAGUUGAAAAUUGGAUUCGAUAUUCUGACUGUGUUUUCAAUGAUGUCACACAUAAGACAAACCGCUACGGCAUGGCACUAUUAUUAUUUGUCAGAUUUGAUAAUAACCGUCAAAAUAUCUUGUUGGCGCAAGCACUUCUGGCUGACAAAAGUCUUGAAUCUCACAUUUGGAUGUUCCAGCAAAUAGUUAAGGCUACUAAUACUCAACCUUUAGUUAUACUUACUGAUGCUGAUCCUGCCGUUAACACUGCUAUUCAUCAAGUAUUUACAAAUACAUAUCCAAUCUAUUGUGCAUACCACAUUACUCAGAAUUUGCAUAAAAACUUAAGAAAAUUAUUAUGUGAAACUUAUCAAAAGUUUCUUGAUGACUUUUACCUUUGUCGCAACUGUUUGAAUAAGGAAGGAUUUCAGCAACGUUUUGAACAGCUUGUUAAUAAUCAUACUAAAGCUCAACAUUAUUUGGAAUUUUUAUAUAAGUCCAAAAACUAUUGGGCACACUGUUUUACUAAUUUUAAAUUUACGGGCGGUAUGAUCGCUACGUCGCGUGUUGAAUCCAUGAACACAUGCCUAAAGCAUUUAAUAUAUAAUUCAAAUACUUCAUUGUAUGAACUUGCCACUGAAAUUCACAAGUUGCUCAAUAUUCAAGAUAAAGAAAAUGAGUAUAAAUUCUGGAAGUUGGCAAUUCCAAUGGUAAAACAUCAGGAAAAGGUUAAUUUUUUGUUCUCAAAAGUAGAUCAGUUUGCUCGUGAGGAUAUGGAAAGUUUAGAUGAUGAUGAUCUACAAUUUAGUUCUUGGGAAUAUA